AUGAAGGCUCUCAUUCUCGUCGGAGGCUUCGGCACGCGUCUGCGUCCUUUGACCCUCACCCUCCCUAAGCCGCUGGUGGAGUUCGGCAAUCGCCCCAUGAUUCUGCACCAGGUCGAGAGCUUGGCUGCUGCCGGUGUCACCGAUAUUGUCUUGGCUGUCAACUACCGCCCCGAUGUGAUGGUCUCCGCCCUGAAGAAGUACGAGGAGCAAUAUAAUGUUCGCAUUGAGUUCUCCGUCGAGUCGGAACCUCUGGGCACCGCUGGCCCGCUGAAGCUGGCCGAGAAGAUCCUGGCCAAGGACGACUCGCCUUUCUUCGUCCUCAACUCCGAUGUUAUUUGCGACUACCCCUUCAAGGAGCUCGCCGAGUUCCACCGCUCCCACGGUCAGGAGGGUACCAUCGUCGUCACCAAGGUCGACGAGCCCUCCAAGUACGGUGUCGUCGUCCACAAGCCUAAUCACCCCUCGCGCAUUGACCGCUUCGUCGAGAAACCCGUCGAGUUCGUUGGCAACCGGAUCAACGCCGGUAUCUACAUCAUGAACCCCAGCGUCCUCAAGCGCAUCGAACUUCGCCCGACCUCCAUCGAGCAGGAGACAUUCCCCGCAAUCUGCAAGGAUGGCCAGCUCCACUCUUUCGACCUCGAGGGCUUCUGGAUGGACGUUGGUCAGCCCAAGGAUUUCCUCACCGGUACCUGCCUGUACCUCACCUCCCUGGCCAAGCGCAACUCGAAGAAGCUGGCUUCAAACUCUGAACCUUACGUCCACGGCGGCAACGUUAUGGUUGACCCCUCGGCGAAGAUUGGAAACAACUGCCGUAUUGGCCCCAAUGUGGUCAUCGGCCCCAACGUCGUCAUUGGUGACGGUGUCCGCCUCCAGCGUUGUGUCGUGAUGGAGAACUCCAAGGUCAAGGACCACGCCUGGAUCAAGUCUACCAUCGUUGGAUGGAACAGCUCCGUCGGCCGCUGGGCUCGUCUGGAGAACGUCACUGUCCUGGGUGACGACGUGACCAUUGCUGAUGAGGUAUACGUCAACGGUGGCUCUAUCCUGCCACACAAGAGCAUCAAGCAGAACAUUGAUGUUCCCGCGAUUAUCAUGUAA
Messenger RNA from Penicillium brasilianum, 1095 nucleotides. The record is from the annotation of a GenBank genome assembly. Lineage: Eukaryota; Fungi; Ascomycota; Eurotiomycetes; Eurotiales; Aspergillaceae.